Messenger RNA from Setaria italica (foxtail millet), 1523 nucleotides. Its product is annotated as palmitoyl-acyl carrier protein thioesterase, chloroplastic. Gene Ontology annotation, biological process: fatty acid biosynthetic process. Gene Ontology annotation, molecular function: acyl carrier activity; fatty acyl-[ACP] hydrolase activity. The transcript has 6 exons. NCBI's taxonomy places the organism in Eukaryota, Viridiplantae, Streptophyta, Magnoliopsida, Poales, Poaceae. The record is from RefSeq and is a predicted model, not a curated record. The coding region runs from base 146 to 1291 and encodes 381 amino acids.
CCCUGCCGCUAAUCUCUCUAUCUCUAUUUCUUGGUUGUUCCUUGCUGUAACACGCAGCCAAAUUGCUUCCAAGUUAUUCCAACUCCAAGCAUAUCAUUCCAUAUAUAGCCUUUUAUUGGCACAACACGAUGCAACUGCACCAAUAAUGGCGAUGCCGGCGCCGCAAGCCGCUACGCGCGUCGUCGCCGGCGGCCAGCUAGUAUUUGGCAAGCCUGAGAAGGCGAAGGGCGGGAGGCUGCUUGUGAGGAGCUGUGACAAUGGCGGCGGCAGGAAUGGCAGACGUGUUACGGUGGAAGCUGUCAACGGCGCUGUCAAGCUGAACGGCGCAGCGGUAGCGGCCGACGUUCGGCAGGUCCCGGCACCGUCAUCCAUGGACGACGGUGGCGAUGCCUUCCGGCUCGGCAAGUUUGUGGAAGGGAGGCUUGUGUACAGGCAGCAGUUUGUGAUCAGGUCCUACGAGAUCGGGCCUGACCGGACUGCCACCAUGGAGACCCUCAUGAACCUCCUGCAGGAGACAGCACUGAACCAUGUGAUGUGCUCCGGGCUUGCCGGAGACGGCUUCGGCGCGACACGGCAGAUGAGCCUCAGGAAGCUCAUCUGGGUCGUCACGAGAAUCAACAUCCAGGUCAACAAGUACAGCAGAUGGGGAGAUGUCGUCGAGAUCGACACCUGGGUCGCGUCGUCAGGGAAGAACGGCAUGCGCCGUGACUGGAUCAUCCGGGACCGCAACACCAAGAACAUGAUUGCAAGAGCCACAAGCAACUGGGUGAUGAUGAACAGAGAGACCCGGAGGCUGUCCAAGAUCCCCGAGGAGGUCAGGCAGGAGGUGCUCCCCUUCUACCUGGACCGGAGCAUCAUCACUGCCGACGCUAACGGCGGCGGCCGCAAGAUCGAGAAGCUCACCGACUCGACGGCGGAGCACAUACGAUCAGGACUAGCUCCCAGGUGGAGCGACAUGGAUGUCAACCAGCAUGUGAACAAUGUCAAGUACAUCGGUUGGAUCCUGGAGAGUGUACCGCUGGACGUGCUGGAGGAUUACCACCUGACGAGCAUCACGCUGGACUACCGCCGGGAGUGCCGCCAGUCGCAGCUCCUCGAGUCGCUCACCAGCAUGACGACCACGACCUCGCCGGCGACCGACGAGCCACCGGCGGUUCCGGCGUCAAGCCGGUGCUGCUCCGACCUGAACAGCACGCACCUGAUACGGCAGCAGGAUGACGGAGCCGAGAUCGUCAGGGCGCGUGCGGAGUGGCGCUGCAAGGGGCGUCCAGGGGCGACGAAACAGCCCUGACAUGUAGUGUAGUGGUACACUCUGUUUUCGUACUUGCUUGGGUCUAUUGCAAGAUUCGUGUAUGUUCACUUGUGCUUUAGUUAGAUUCUUCAUUCUUUUUGCCUGCAUGCUGGGAUGUGAGAUACGAUGUUUGAUUGGGAAUUUUCGAACUCCAUGAAUAAGAGGCUACUUUACUUGCCGACUAUGUAAAGUUCAAGUGGUUUUCAUAAUAUUAAAACAAGGAUUGUAAGAA